Messenger RNA from Heteronotia binoei (common prickly gecko), 2758 nucleotides. RefSeq names its product thymus, brain and testes associated (gene TBATA). The record is from RefSeq and is a predicted model, not a curated record. Bases 6 to 1187 code for a protein of 393 amino acids. NCBI's taxonomy places the organism in Eukaryota, Metazoa, Chordata, Lepidosauria, Squamata, Gekkonidae. The transcript is spliced from 9 exons.
GUGACAUGGAGCAUCUCCCUAUAUCUGUGCAACUACUGUGCGCCAGACGGGAAUGCAACAGUGACGACUCACUCUUUUAUUGUUAUAGACAUUUUAAAAUGGCUUCACAUAGGAAGAAAUCCAGCCCUCAUCUGCAACAAACAGAAACUGAGGAAACACCAACUAAAGAAGAAAUGGAGAAGCUGAAGGGCUCCAUUAUGAGCACCUUUAAAAGCAAGACCAUCACAACUUUAGCAGGGAAGCUGAAACACAUGGCCCUAAAUGUUCCACUCCAGUUUAGCGUUCAGGCCCUGAGGCCACAAUCAAAGAACACCGCUCGGUUCGGCAGUCUCAGCCAUCACUCCUUCUUCUCACGACACAAUCCCCACCCACACCGAGUGACUCACAUCCAAGGCCUGAAUGGUGCUCCCGUUUGCAAAGUGAAUGAUGAGUGGUCUGAGCAGCCCAUCCUUCUACCUUCUCCCGUGAUAAAAAACCAGUUUCGUACUUCAGCUUUGGGAGACACUGGCAUCCAAAUACCCAUUGGAGAUCCACAGCCUUUUCCUGUCCCCAUGCUAGCCAUAGGCUCUUUGUCAGAUGCAUGGAGGGAUGAAUUGAGAGAAAUCACUGCAAGACUGAGAGCUGCUUCCUUCACAGAGAAAAAGGAGACGACACAGAAGCCUCAGAGAGAGACUCGACACUCUGAAGAAACGGGGCGUCUCAUUCCACCUUCCUCUCGAGCCACAACUCGCCAUUCAUCCCACCGAGCGCACCGGAAAAACGCCAAGAAUAAAGACAAAGAUCCUGUUCUGUUUUUCCAGGACCAAGAACUAAUCAUUUUAGAACUGUUGUGUCAGAUCCUGCAGACAGACUCCUUGACAGCUAUCCAGCACUGGCUGCUCACUGCUGGUCAGAAAGAAAAGAACCUUGUCAUGGGAUUGCUGCAAAUUGCAACUGCCAACCUAAAUCUAGAGCCCCAGGAGUUGCCCACAAGCAUGGAAGAGAAAUUUCCGUCUCAGUUUGUGCAAAACGGCACAAGCAUUGCUUCUAGGCAGCACAGAAGAAAUAAUCUAACCAGGCUACCUGUACCAAAGCCAAAAAAAGAACCAAGCAAGAAAGAAAUACCAGUGCAUAUUGGAACAGCAGAAGUUCUCCAGCUCCACUCAUCGCUGGAUGAGAAGCAAAACCAACCAGACCAACCCAAGUAAAAUGAAAUGUCAAUCCUGAUGACACUACGCUUGCUGUUUACCCAAGGAAAAAAAUAGCACUGUAUACUACAUGAAAAGUUACUGGGCUGGGACCUGAUAUCACAGAGCUUCCAUCAUGCAGAGGCAUUGCAAAAUUCAAGGGACUAGCAUCCCAAAAUAUUGCUUAUCGGGCCUCUGUGCAAUUCUGAGAUUGCUGAAACUAUCAGUUCCACUACGACAUGUUCUAUCUUGGUAAUUGUCUUAGCAAGAUCCAAAAAAGGGACACAGAAAAGGUAUCAUGUACUAAAUAGAGUAGAAGCAACUUUGUAGAAUGACUUGAGCUUGCAGAACAAGCUUUGAAAGCAUGCAACUUCUUUUUUAAAAAAAAUUCAACCAGAAUGCUGAGCACACAGUUCUUUACGUGGGAGCUUAAGGUUCAUUACACACAUUUCAGCACAAUUAUUAUCUCAUCUUUCCACUGUAUAACAGAUUCGUAGACCUGUAGGAGAGUUAUAUGAGCUUGAAUUCAUGUUCAAAGUCUGGAGGAAACACUGCUAGGCACAGGUCCAAGACCAGAAUGUAAGCUGAAUCAAAGCUGACUGUCUGCCCUUAGAUAACAGUUAGCUGAACAGAAGGGCCAUUCUGCAGCUGCAUAUAUUAACAGCUAAACACUGAGUUUUAGGGUUGCCAGCUCUGACUUGGGAAAUAUCUGGAGAUCUGGGAGGGUGGAGCCUGGGAGGGCACAGUUUGGAGAGGGGAGGGGGUAAAACACCACAGAUCCUACCUGCCAAAGCAGCCAUUUUCUCCAGGGGAACUGAUCUCUAUCAUCUGGAGAUCAGUCGUAAUACCAGGAGAUCUCCAGGCCCCAUGGAGAGCAAAACCAAGGAGAACUGGGCAGCAGGGAUCCUAUGAGUAGAAGGCAGCCCCUUUUCAGCCAGAAUGCCAAGGACUGAAGGGCUGAUCUAUCCCAGGAAGUUUCUUUAAGGCAAUCAACCAGCUUGACCAUUAGACUGAAGGGCAGUUACUCAGCCUGGAAAAGAACACAGCAUGUUAGCAGUUUAAAAUGCAGAGAGAGACAGCCAUUUCCUUGGCCUCUAUGGGGUACCUGUCUUUCCCUUAUGCUCCUAUGGGCCAGGCAGCAGCACCAGGCAAUGAACAAAUGUUGACUACCACCUGGAGCGACAAAACCUUAAAUUUAUUUUAUUUCAACCAUCACUAAUGCAGAGACUAUAAGGUGCUUCCUAUUGGUCUCAGUUUGGAAGAGAAGCAUGUUUCUGGUUUGACAUUUGGGGCCAUUUUCAAAGGACUUGGAGUGGUUUCUGUAUUUCUGUAAAAGAACAAAAAAUGGACAGCAUCCAGCUUACCAAGAAUAUGCUGUAAGGAAAUAAAGUUCAGCUAACUGCCUGCUUUUAUCCCUUGCACAGGGCAUGCAAGGUCAGACUUUAGCCCUGUGGCCUGAAGAAUCUGCUUUCGAACCUUUAUCUUUUAAAAUUUUGUAACAUCCAGCCUGACAAAGAGUUCUGGUUGCGCUCAAAAGCUUGCAGAAUGUUUUGUGUCAAUUUGGUUGGUCCUAAUAAAAGGCAUUAUAUGAA